AGACUUCAGUGGCUUGUUUAACAACUGCAGAGUUCAGUUUGGUAUUUAGUGCCUAGAAGGAAAGUGAUAAUUUCAAGUCUAUUGAUUGGAUCUUGACUCCAGGCUUCACUGUAAAGAUAUGUAUACAAUUACUAAGUUGAUUCUCAUGAUAGAUGGUCUAAUGGAAUCAAGAAGUGUUUGAUCUUGAUUCUUCCCAAUCAUGUGGACUAACUUUUAACUCAGCAGUGUCUUCAUAAAACGUUACUCAUUAACAAUAUUCAGUACUAAUAUCUAAAGAAAGUUGUCAGGUAAGAGGAGGUAUGUUUUGAGCUUCCAGGAGAAAAUUUUCUAUAAGUCUUCAAAAAAUACCUAUCCUGGACAUAAAGGAUGAUAAUUUUCUAGACUACCUAAUUGUUUUUACCCACUAUGAACAAAAACUUUGGGUGUAAACUGGUCAGACUUCAACCUAAAUUCUAAGAACUUUCUUGUUUUCAGCAAAUUAUUAUUUUUUCCUCGCUAUGUUGUGUGUGUGAUUUUUUUUUAAAGUUUUCAAUAUUUUAGUGUUCAUUCAGAUAGAAAGGAAUCACUUACGAAACAUGUUAAUUUACUUUUAAUUUUGAAUAUUAUGAAACAGUUGGUAUUAUUUCUGUAAAAUAUCUUUACAUUAUUGUGGGAUGUGUGUGAUGAUAACUAUUGCCUGCUGUUCCCUGCUGACUCCUUGAAUCUUGUGGGUCUUAAAGGCUUUCUAGGUAAUAGCUGGUGUCUCUCUACAUAUUCACUGAAAGAUAUGUUUUGGGCAGCAUGAUAUUCAUUUAAUAUAUGUUUUAAUAUUCGAAUUACAUGAGCAGAGUACAGUAAUGAAACCACCCAAAGAGUAUCUAUCAAUCUAUUUGUCUAUUGAUCUAUCAUCCAUCUGUCUCUAUAUUCUAUCUCUCACCUAUAUAACUUUCAUAUAAAUAUAUAUGGUUAUGAAAAUAUGUUAUACCUUACAAAGACUUGCAUUUCAACAAUUGCUAGAACAAACUUUAAAGCCACUAAGUAUAAAAAAAGGAAACACAUGAGUCAAUUUAACAGAUGGCAUGAGCCUUAGAAUGUUGACAUCACAAUGGUUCUACAGUUGAACUACUACAGAGCCCUCAGACUUCAGUAGUUUGUCUACUAAAGGGAAUCACCAGUUUGGUGUUCAGGAGUAGGAAGGCAAAAUAAAAUUUUAAGUCCAUUGAAAAUUUCAACCUACCAGUCUCCAUGGAAAAAGUAUUUUUAUAAAUAAUUAGAUUAUCAUGAUAGACUAAUCAUAUCAGGAAAUAUUCUCUCUUCAUUCCUAGAGAUCAUAUAAGCUAGCUCUCAACUCAGCAGUGGUUUCUUGAAAUGGUAGUCAUUGUAGGAAUAUCCAAUACCAAUCUUCUGUAGAAACAACAUUAUUCUGUGAGGAGACAUAUGCUUUGAUCAUACAGGAAAAAGGAUUCUGCAAAUCUUUAAAAAAAAAUCUGUCCAAGUUAUAAGUGAGGAUUAUUUUAUAUGCAACCCAUUUUUUUUAACCACACAACUAUAAAGAUUUUUAAAAAAAUGUUCAGACUUUUUUGGUACACCAAAAAUCAAAUAACUUGUUGGUUUUCUUCAAAUCGUUAUAGUUUGUAACACAUAUUGUCUUCUUUGGAAUCUUUCUAAAUAUUUGAAUAUCGAUUCAGAUAGGCAGGAACAGCUUUUUCAGACAUGUUCAUUUGCUUUCAAUUUUCCUUCCCAUGAAAUUGAGUUGGUAUUAUUUUUUGUCAUAACUUAACAUUAUUGUUUGAAGUGUGUGAUGACAGCUGUUGGCGGCUGUAUCUCUUUGACGUUUGGAUUCACAGGAAUCCUUAAUGCUUUCUAAUUCAAAGUUAUGGUGCCUCUGUAUGUAUUUUUUGAAAGAUGUAACAUGUUUUUGCCAAAAUUAUAUUUCCUUAAAGAAAAUAUGUAUCAUAAAUAUCCCAUUUGUAUGAGCAGGUCACAGUAAAGAAACCACCAGAAGAUUUGCCAUUCCAGUAUUACAUGGAAGGAUUUCAUUAGGGAUAAGAGAGAAAUCAUGUUCAGAAGCUGAUGGAAGAGUUCUGUGUAGAGAGAAAGAAACAGAUUUGCUAUGGCCUAGGCUGGGUAACAGAGAAAGAAGAAUAUCAGGAGAGAAAAAUGGGGCUAACUUGAGUAGGAGAAACUUUGCAUUCAUAAAGAUGGAGAGGGGACUUUAUAGUUAGCAUAGCACAGGAGAUGGAGAGGUUUGGAGAGGUACAGAAAUCUAGGUGGAAACAUUAAAAUGUACAAGUUGGGCAAGACUAACGUCACAAAUAUUUUUUGAAAGCUGAAAGGUUUGUUUAUUUGUUUGUUUCUUUGUUUGUUUUGCUGGUUUGACAGAGAUCUAGUUUAUUAUAACAUUUUUGACAGCUCAACUGAAUAUUAGGAUCGCACAAGCAGAAGUCUUUGGUUUGAGUUUGUUUAGAUUAAUACAAUUACACCUUCAGAAGACAAUAUAUAACAGCCGCUCAUUUCUAAAUUUUCACCAUUCAAGACAGGAGUGUUUGGAGAAGGGACAAUCACUUUAAAAAGAAAUUUCUGAAGGAAACAGAUGUAUAGGCCAAUAUAGGAAAGGACAGGUUGUUCACAUGUAUAAAAAGCAGUCUAAAAUUUAAUUUCUUACUAUCCUUUUUAUUAGCAUAUCAUUUAUGUUAAAAGUUACAAUUAUAUUUUAGUAUCACAUUUUUAUUUUUUUUUGAAUUUCAUAAUGUGUACCAUAUGUUAACUGUUAUCAUCAUAAAUGUUGAUAUAAUAUUCCUCAGAACUUCACUUUCAACUUUACUUACUUCGUUUUAAUAUCAUGAACUCUUUAUAAUUUAGUAUGAACAUUGGUCUUAUAACUUAUCCACUAAAUCUUGUUCUGUUAGGUGGAGACCUGUAGCAGAAGAAUCAUAUUUUAUCUAUAUGGAAACCGUUGUUAAGGGCGACAUGGGAGGACUACAUAGAUCCUUACUGUGCCAAGGCCCUGUGAAAAUAACAGUCUACAAAAAAAGGAAGAAAAAACAUCUUUCCUUAUUUAAUGAUGUUUUGGUUGUAUCUAGUAACUUGAAAAAGAAGAAGUUUAAGAUAAAAUGUAUCAUACCACUGAAAAACCUGUGGGCCGUGGAUGAUGUGAUCUUUUACAGGGGAAACAAAAACUAUAGUUCCACGACCCUUUACCUGUUUUGGCCGGAUGGAAAAUUUUUUGCUACUUUUGGUUCAAAAGAACAGAAAUAUCAGUGGUACUAUUUUCUCAAAAGGUCCAUUAAUAACGCCAAGAGGGGUAUGAAGAAAACAUUCUCACUGCAGAUAUUCACCGAGAACAUACCAACCUGUGACAGUGUAUGUGAAUACAAAUUCAAAACUGAUAUUUCAAGUUCAUGACUAGCAGACAGACAGGCAGUUUGUAGAACAAUGGAAGAUGGAAACAUAAGAAGACGGGAGAGGGGAGAGAUAGUAAGAAUUUAUGUAUAUGGAAAAUCUCCUUUAUUUGUAUCAACAACAACCAUUGAUAAGGUGAAUGAUAUAAUGAAGAAGCUACUACCAAUGACUAGAGUGCCUCACAUUGAAGAUUACCAACUGUGGUUCUGUCCUGGCCAUGAGAAAGCUCCAAGAGCACUCCAAGGCCACGAGUGUCCACAUGAUAUUAUACUGACCAACCUUCAAAAUAACUUAAGUAGGUUGAACUCAAAAAUGUUCCCUGCUUUUCCUGCCUUGCCUGGGCUGCUUGUGAACGACACAUACUUGGAUGCACAGGGACAAUUCAUCUUAAAGCCCACCUUAACAUACUCAGCUAAAAGCCAGAAGCAAUAUUCAGAGAAAAUACAAGAAAAUGUGCCUGCAACCCAGAAGGCACCAUUUAAAAAUCCAACAUCACAAUUGAAAAGUCAACUAGUUUCUAAAUUUCCAUCCAUUGGUUGCUUCAAACAAUUGCUGCCAGCACCAAUACUUGAUUUCACUAGAAAUAUACAAGGAAACAUGCUUUCUUCAGAUUCAUAUGGAAAUUGGAUUAGUAUCCCAGAUGAAACUUCUGUGCUUGCAAAAAGUUCUGCUAUACAAAGUAUUUCAUUGAAAAUGCCACAACCAUACUUCCUGUUGUGCAACUAUCUUCUCCGUGAGUUACCAAAAAUGACAACCUCUUCCAGGAUUCACCUAGACAUGGUCCUCUCAUCUCUCCACGUAGCUCCUCAUGUGCUAUGGGAUCCGACUUGCAGGAACUCAUUAGUCGGGAGUGACCACACUGAAAAUGAUUUCACUAGAAAUAUACAAGGAAACAUGCUUUCUUCAGAUUCAUAUGGAAAUUGGAUUAGUAUCCCAGAUGAAACUUCUGUGCUUGCAAAAAGUUCUGCUAUACAAAGUAUUUCAUUGAAAAUGCCACAACCAUACUUCCUGUUGUGCAACUAUCUUCUCCGUGAGUUACCAAAAAUGACAACCUCUUCCAGGAUUCACCUAGACAUGGUCCUCUCAUCUCUCCACGUAGCUCCUCAUGUGCUAUGGGAUCCGACUUGCAGGAACUCAUUAGUCGGGAGUGACCACUCUGAAAAUGAUUUCACUAGAAAUAUACAAGGAAACAUGCUUUCUUCAGAUUCAUAUGGAAAUUGGAUUAGUAUCCCAGAUGAAACUUCUGUGCUUGCAAAAAGUUCUGCUAUACAAAGUAUUUCAUUGAAAAAGGCACAACCAUACUUCCUGUUGUACAACUAUCUUCUCCGUGAGUUACCAAAAAUGACAACCUCUUCCAGGAUUCACCUAGACAUGGUCCUCUCAUCUCUCCACGUAGCUCCUCAUGUGCUAUGGGAUCCGUCUUGCAGGAACUCAUUAGUCGGGAGUGACCACUCUGAAAAUGAUUUCACUAGAAAUAUACAAGGAAACAUGCUUUCUUCAGAUUCAUAUGGAAAUUGGAUUAGUAUCCCAGAUGAAACUUCUGUGCUUGCAAAAAGUUCUGCUAUACAAAGUAUUUCAUUGAAAAAGCCACAACCAUACUUCCUGUUGUACAACUCUCUUCUCCGUGAGUUACCAAAAAUGACAACCUCUUCCAGGAUUCACCUAGACAUGGUCCUCUCAUCUCUCCACGUAGCUCCUCAUGUGCUAUGGGAUCCGUCUUGCAUGAACUCAUUAGUCGGGAGUGACCACUCUGAAAAUGAUUUCACUAGAAAUAUACAAGGAAACAUGCUUUCUUCAGAUUCAUAUGAAAAUUGGAUUAGUAUCCCAGAUGAAACUUCUGUGCUUGCAAAAAGUUCUGCUAUACAAAGUAUUUCAUUGAAAAAAGCCACAACCAUACUUCCUGUUGUACAACUCUCUUCUCCGUGAGUUACCAAAAAUGACAACCUCUUCCAGGAUUCACCUAGACAUGGUCCUCUCAUCUCUCCACGUAGCUCCUCAUGUGCUAUGGGAUCCGACUUGCAGGAACUCAUUAGUAGGGAGUGACGGCUCUGAAAAUUUAAGGGGAUCUGAUUUUCGGGACCAGAGUCCUCAUGGUGACCCAGGAAUUGGGACUACCUCAGAAAGGCGACUGAUGUUAAAGGACACCCUAGGAUUGCAUCCUUCUGGAGUGGGAGAUACAUCAAUCUAUUUCAGGAAUAGAUUGGAAGGGGAGAGCGUUAAAGUAGCUUGAUGAAAGUGAAUAAAUUCAUUUUGGUUCUUCUGUUCUUU
Arvicanthis niloticus (Nile rat) is the source of this 5649-nucleotide messenger RNA. NCBI's taxonomy places the organism in Eukaryota, Metazoa, Chordata, Mammalia, Rodentia, Muridae. The record is from RefSeq and is a predicted model, not a curated record.